Lachancea thermotolerans CBS 6340 is the source of this 477-nucleotide messenger RNA. It is a transcript of the gene ATG10, whose product is annotated as E2-like conjugating enzyme. The record is from RefSeq and is a predicted model, not a curated record. The transcript has a single exon. Gene Ontology annotation, molecular function: ubiquitin-like protein transferase activity. NCBI's taxonomy places the organism in Eukaryota, Fungi, Ascomycota, Saccharomycetes, Saccharomycetales, Saccharomycetaceae. Bases 1 to 477 code for a protein of 158 amino acids.
AUGAUCCCGCUUGGCGAGUUCCGCGAACAGCUCCAGGCACUAAUUCCAGUAUUACAGCUUUGGCCAAAAUGUCUCAGUGUGCAUGCUUCUCUGAACGGCGAGGCGCUCAUAGGGCUGGCGGAGCAUCCGACGCUGGCCUUCUACACGUAUGAGUUUGAGAUAGGGUACUCGCAGACGUACCAAGAGCCCCGACUGAUAUUCAAGAUAUGGGAAGCGACAACUGAGCAAGGAGCUGAACUGCAACGUCCAUGCUUCCCUGCUGACUUAUCAAGGCUCAUGAACGUGCAGGACUUUAGCAUAGGCCUUGACCACCUGCACGAAGCACGCAAAGAUAGCUGGUUUAGCGUCCAUGCUUGCGACACCUCACAUAUAGUAGGGUCAGUGAAGCAUCAUUACCUUAAACGCUGGGCUUCUGUUUACUUGUCGCUGUUUGACCCGUGUUUUUCUAACACGUAUUUAUUCGUUGAUGAUGUAUGA